GCUGUGCCCGGGCCACGGAGCGCAAUCUUGUUUCCGCUCCAGCCAAAUCGUGAAACAGCAUUCCAUUGUUGUUGCCAGUAGCAACGCAGAGACAGCCACAGGCCAGUUUAGGCGCUCGCCAAUGUGUCAUUAGACGAAAUGUAUUUAGUGGCGCGCGCGUGUGGAAGGGCGAGAAAGGAAAAGAAAAAUCUGGCCCGUGUGCGUACUGGCAGUGGCAUUUUGAAGCAAAGGAAAGCGAAAGGAAAAUAAAACACUGUCGAAGAGGGUGCAAGAGAGUCUGCAAAACGCCUAGUGAAGAAGAAGAGUGAAGGGGUGUGAAAGUGUACGCGAAGAAGAAAUACAAAAAAGGAAAAGAAUCAAGCAGUGAGCGCACACACAGAGAGAGCGUGUGUGCCUCCUACCGUCACAUGGCAAUGGGGGUUCAGUGAAGUGGAAAAGAGAACGCAUUGAAUCCUGAAAAUCCUCCGUAGCAUGCUCGGGAAAAUUGGUGGGUUCUCUCCUUUGGUGCUCAGAUGGCGCCGCACUCUUAGCAACACACACAAUGCCGAAAUGACCCACAUUAGAGGUUAGCAUAGGAAAUCGGGUCUUUGGUCGAAGGCACACAACAACAAAAAAACACCCAGCCUGAUCUGGCUGGUUGCGGGACACACAUUCACACAUUCCCUGCAUGCCUGCGAGUGAAUGAGUUUAGUUUUCCAGACCGUGUGCCCUAUUGUUUGUGUGUGCGUGUUACCUCGGGCGGAAGGCUGUAAAGUGAAAAUGCGUAAAAUGCUGCUUUAAUGCGUACCGAGCUAAUAAUGUUUCUGAAUCAGUGUUUAACAACAACGUGUGUUUGCUAGUGGAAAAUUAGGUGCAAAAGUUCUUUAACCGAAAAGUGACGAGUGUUUUCCGGCGUGAUUGUGAAGCUGUGGAAAAUAGUGGUGGUGUAAAAGAAAAAAAAAUCUGCCAAAAAAAUUAUAUUAAAUUUGUGCAAUUCGUUUCUGGUGUAAUGUUUUGUUUGUUUUGUCGUUUUUCCGUUUCAACCCUCUGCCGGUUCGAUUUGCGAUCAAAGCCAGCUUUGUCGUAAUAUGCUGAAACGCGUGUGAAUGCAUUUUCUUUUUGCAUCUUCACCCCCCGAAGGGACCGUCCGUCAAGUGCAAAUGUGAUUUGUUGUUCCCGUGUAAUCUGAAGACCCCUUCGGUCGUCCUGCCCAGCAAAAAUUGCGCUCAGUGUUUCACAUCUGGUGCGUGUUUUUUUUACAUAUGUGCGUUUUAUGUAUGAGCAUUUCUCGACAACGAAAAUCAUUGCCUGCUGCAAUAUAGUGCGCGGCCCAAGUGAAGCUGCUGUGUUUUCGGUGCGGAAGUGCUAAAAAUAAAUUUCAACCGAAGGAAACAAAACGUCAACCACACACGAAUUAAUUUUCCAUUCCUCUCCAUUUUCCAACCGCGGGUGCGUGCACCUCCCCCGGUGGGGUGGGGAAAAAAUCUCGCGCACACGACGGAAUAUUAGACAACAUCUUUACCGCAUCGUCCACCACCACCACUAGUCACCAGCCUACAAGAAAAAAAAUUACCCCCCGUCGCGUGUUUAUGUGCGCCUGUGUACGUAUGUGUGGGUUAGUGUGGUUUUCUAUGUAAACACGAUGCAAUCAGCAGCGCUGGAAAGGAGAAAAAAGAUGCAACCGCCGACGCAGCAUAACCAUAAACAACGGGAACGAUCCGGACCGGCACGGAAAAGCGUAGAACAGCGCGGCACGGGAAGGCGGAAAAUAGUGGCACCGACGGGUAGCAACAUGAGAUUGACUUCCGCCCUCGGGGUGCGCGAGCUGUUCCUUUCGACUUUUCUUGUCGUGCUGGUGCUAGCACAGCAAUGUAACGGUGCGGAUCUUGUUAUAGAAAUACCGGGCAACCAAGGUUUAGAUGAUUCAUUUUACCGGCUUGACUACUACCCACCGAUCGGCAAUCCGGCAUCGAAUGCAACGAUACCAUCGCGAGACGUCGGUGAUGAGAUACAGUUCACGAACGGGCUGCCCGGCACGCGUUACAACUUCUGGCUGUACUACACAAACUCCACCCACAAGGACUGGCUGACGUGGACGGUAUCGAUCACGACGGCACCUGAUCCACCGGCCAACCUAACCGUGAUACCGCGCAGUGGCAAAAAUGUCAUCAUAAACUGGAGUCCACCGGCGCAGGGCAACUAUUCGUCAUUUAAGCUGAAGAUUCUGGGACUUUCGGACAACUUCGCCACCAACCAGACGGUCGCGAUCGAGGACAAUCAAUUCCAGUAUAUGGUGCGGGAUCUAACGCCCGGUGCCACGUACCAGGUUCAGGCAUAUACGCUUUACGAUGGCAAAGAGUCGGUGGCGUACACGAGCCGCAACUUCACUACGAAGCCUAAUACGCCGGGAAAGUUUAUCGUGUGGUUCCGUAAUGAAACAACGCUGCUGGUACUGUGGCAACCGCCCUAUCCGGCCGGGAUAUACACCCACUACAAGGUAUCGAUCGAACCACCGGAUGCACUCGGCAGUGUGCUGUACGUGCAGAAGGAAGGUGAACCGCCCGGUCCGGCGCAAGCAGCCUUCAAAGGACUCGUACCGGGCAGAGCCUACAACAUAUCCGUGCAAACAAUGUCUGAAGAUGAGAUAUCGCUACCGACCACCGCACAGUACCGUACCGUCCCGUUACGCCCGAUGAAUGUAACGUUCGACAAAAAGUCCAUCACAGAAAACUCGUUCAAAGUGAUGUGGGAAGCGCCAAAGGGCACAAGCGAGUUCGACAAAUAUCAGGUCUCACUGUCCACGUCCCGGCGGCAGCAAGCCGUUCUGCGAAAUGACAAUGAAAAUAUGGCAUGGCUAGAGUUCAAGGAAAAUCUCGACCCGGGCAAAACGUACCAGGUGGUGGUGAAGACCGUUUCGGGGAAGGUAACGUCCUGGCCCGCCAGCGGUGACGUUACGCUGAAACCGCUCCCCGUGAAGCAAUUGCAAUCGUCCACCGAUAGCAAAACGGGCGUUAUUACCAUCUCCUGGAAGCCGGACGAGCUGAGCACACAGGACGAGUACCGCAUUAGCUAUCACGAGCUGGAAACGAAUAAUGGCGAUUCGAGCACGAUGAGCACCAAUCAAACCUUGUUUGCGCUGGAAACGCUACUUCCGGGGCGGAACUAUUCCGUCACCGUGCAGGCACUGUCGCGUAAGAUGGAAUCCAACGAAACGGUGAUCUUCGUUGUCACGCGACCCUCGUCACCCAUCAUUGAGGAUCUGAAAUCUAUCCGCGAGGGGUUGAACAUUAGCUGGAAGAGUGAUGUGAACUCGAAGCAGGACAAAUACGAGGUAACCUACACACGGAACGAUACCAACGAUGGGAAGACGGUACUGACGACGGAGAGUCGGCUGGUAUUUACGAAUCUCUAUCCCGGCGCCGGUUAUGAGGUGAAGGUAUUUGCUGUGAGUCAUGGACUGCGCAGUGAACCACAUUCCUACUUCCAGGCUGUUUAUCCAAACCCACCGAGAAAUAUGACGAUCGAGAAGGUAACGAGCAAUUCGGUGCUCGUACAUUGGAAACCACCGGAGCGUUCGGAAUUCACCGAAUACUCAAUACGGUACCGAACGGAAAGUGAGAAGCAAUGGAUUCGGUUACCAUCUGUGAAAGCUACCGAGGCGGACGUUACUGAUAUGACGCCGGGUGAAAAGUACACCAUACAGGUGAAUACCGUAAGCUACGGUGUGGAAAGUCCCAAUCCGCAGCAGGUUAAUCAAACGGUACGACCGAACCCGGUGUCCAAUAUUGCUCCGCUGGUAGACUCCAACAAUAUUACACUGGAGUUCCCACGACCGGAGGGCCGCGUUGAAACGUACAUCAUACAUUGGUGGCCAACGGAACAACCGGAGCAAGUGUCGAUGAAGAAUUUCACCGAAACUAGCACAAUAUUACCAUAUCCUGGAACACUGAGUGACGAUGAAAAGGUGGUGGAGGAACCUCCUCUUGUACGACUUCUGAUUGGAGAUUUGAUGUCCGGGGUGAUGUACAACUUUAAAAUCCAAACCAUAUCGUACGGUUUGACGAGCGAUCUUACUAAGCUGCAGACGCGAACGAUGCCACUGAUCCAAUCGGAAGUGGUGAUCGUAAACAAUAUGCACACCCGUGACACGGUUACACUUAGCUACACGCCCACACCGCAGCAAUCGUCAAAGUUUGAUCUGUAUCGAUUCUCGCUGGGAGAUCCCAGCAUUCCAGAUAAGGAAAAGUUAGCGAACGACACGGACCGGAAGGUAACGUUCACCGGACUCACUCCAGGUCGGCUGUAUAACAUCACUGUCUGGACCGUGAGUGGAAAGGUGUCGAGUCAACCGAUCCAGCGACAGGAUCGUAUGUUCCCCGAUCCGAUUACUAUGCUAGAGGCAACUAGCAUCAAUGAUACCUGGAUUGCGCUGAAAUGGGACAUUCCGAAAGGAGAGUACACAUCGUUCGAGGUUCAGUAUCUGAUGAACGAUUCGCACUACGUGCAGAACUACACGGUUAACAAUCACAUUACCAUUACCGAUCUAAAACCGCACCGUAACUAUACCAUUACGGUGGUAGUCCGUUCCGGAACAGAAUCGAGUGUGCUACGGGUUAGUCUGCCGAUUUCGGCGAACUUCCAAACCAAGGAAGCACUACCGGGCAGGAUGGAUAAGUUUGCUCCGGUUGACAUUCAACCGAGUGAAAUUACCUUCGAGUGGUCAUUGCCACCUAACGAACAAAAUGGCAUAAUACGCCAGUUUACCAUCACGUACGGGUUGGAUGGUUCGCAGCACACGCAGGUUAAGGACUUCCGACCGAAUGAGCUGCGCGGUUCGAUCAAAGGACUGCAGCCCGGCAAAUCGUACGUGUUCCGCAUCCAGGCCAAAACGGCUAUUGGCUAUGGGCCGGAACACAUCUGGAAGCAGAAGAUGCCAAUUCUAGCACCACCGAAACCCGAAACGCAAGUGGUUCCGACGGAAGUCGGCAGUAGCGCUACAACGAUUGAAAUACGCUUCCGCAAGCAUUAUUUCAGCGAUCAGAAUGGAGUCGUGACCACGUACACGAUAAUAAUUGCCGAAGAUGAUUCGAAGAAUGCAUCCGGGUUGGAGAUGCCUAGCUGGCGCGAUGUGCAAUCGUACAGUGUGUGGCCACCGUAUCAGGUUAUCGAACCGUACUAUCCGUUCAAGAACAGCUCGGUGGAAGAUUUCACUAUCGGCACGGAGAACUGUGAUGCGAAGAAGACGGGUUACUGCAAUGGUCCGCUGAAAUCAGGCACCACGUACAAGGUGAAGGUGCGAGCAUUCACUGCACCGGAUAAGUUCACCGAUACGGCUUACAGUUAUCCCAUCCGUACAGCUCAGGACAAUACGUCGCUCAUCGUCUCCAUCACAGUGCCAUUAUUGAUCAUUGCAAUGCUGGUUGUCUUGGUACUGUUCCUCCGUCGACGACGACACACCGGUCGAAAAACCACCGAACAACGGACCAAUGACAAUAUGUCCCUUCCGGACAGUACCAUCGAAACGAGUCGUCCAGUGUUGGUAAAGAAUUUUGCCGAACACUAUCGCAUGAUGUCAGCUGAUUCCGAUUUUAGAUUUAGUGAAGAGUUUGAAGAACUUAAACAUGUCGGCCGCGACCAACCAUGCACAUUCGCGGAUCUACCGUGCAAUAGGCCUAAGAAUCGAUUUACCAACAUUUUACCAUAUGACCAUUCCCGAUUUAAACUACAACCCGUAGACGAUGAGGAAGGCUCGGACUAUAUCAACGCUAACUAUGUGCCGGGUCAUAACUCUCCGAGAGAAUUUAUUGUGACGCAAGGUCCGUUACAUUCGACGCGGGACGAUUUCUGGCGAAUGUGCUGGGAAAGCAAUUCGCGUGCAAUUGUGAUGCUGACGCGCACCUUUGAGAAAGGUCGCGAGAAGUGCGAUCACUACUGGCCGCACGAUACCGUACCAGUAUAUUACGGUGAUAUUAAAGUGACACUACUUAACGAUAGCCAUUACCCUGAUUGGGUCAUCACCGAGUUUAUGAUGACAAGAGGUGAGCAACAGCGUAUCAUACGCCAUUUCCACUUCACGACGUGGCCCGACUUUGGUGUGCCAAAUCCUCCUCAAACGCUCGCACGAUUCGUGCGAGCCUUCCGCGAACGUGUUGGGCCCGACCAGCGACCGAUCGUGGUGCACUGUAGUGCCGGUGUCGGUCGAUCGGGCACCUUCAUCACACUGGACAGAAUAUUGCAGCAAAUACAGGUGUCCGAUUACGUUGACAUCUUUGGCAUCGUCUGGGCAAUGCGAAAAGAACGUGUCUGGAUGGUACAAACGGAGCAGCAAUAUAUAUGUAUUCAUCAGUGUUUGCUGGUCGUGCUCGAGGGUAAGGAGGGCACGGAGCGUGAAAUUCACGACAAUCAGGGCUACGAAGACGACGAAGGAAUCGCUGAGUCCGGUAUGUAAGCCUGGGAUCGAUAGUUUCCACCAACCAGCCGCCAUUUAUUUCCUCUCGACCCAACGCAAUCCAAUGGCCAUCAAACGGCAGCGCAGCUAAGCGAAGCGUUUCGCGGGUUAAACAAAUGUGUAAUUAUUACUUAACCUUCUCCCUCCCGUAAAACCCGUCACUAGCUGUGAACGGAGGAAGAAGAAAAAAAAAAGUAGAAGAAAACGUUAAUACGUUUUGCGCGAUAGCUUAAAUCUAGUUUAAUGUCUUAAUGGCAGCUUCACGUCGGCGAAUAAGAGCCUAAUCGUAAUGGAGGUAGGUUCCGUUACGGUGUAAAUGUGUGCAUUCGCUUGCACGGGCACAGGGGGCAGCGCAAAUCUCAAUGUUUCUUUGGUGUAUCGGGUUGUAGCCAAACAAAACCGCGCGUAACGCUUCGAAGUAUAUACAACAGAUAAACAAAAUGGUGUCCGUAGACCACCAUCUCAUCCGGUGCUAGUGUGCUAACGCUGUUGUAAACUGUAUAGUAAUUGGCAAUUUUAAAAGAAAAUCACAACCCACGGUUCGUACACCAUCAUCAACCGAGUUCUUGUUCGGGAAGGAUCUGCUAGUUUUGGCGUUCAUUUAGCAGCCGUUAAUGUAAAAUCACACAAAAACGCAUAGUAAAUCGUAAAAUUGUAUAAUCAAAAAAAAAACGUUCCGAAUAUCCAUUUCCAAUCGAAUACUUAUACCAUCUACCACGUACUAGCUCGUAUAUUCGUGUAGCAAUUUUUGGGCGCAGCGCAAAGUACAUCCGACAUCGGGAUUACAUCUUGUAGUUAGUUAUUCCCAUCUGGGGACCCAGUGGACAAUGUGGCAAUGUUCACAAGCACGCGGCAUCAUAUCGUACAAUCGGCAUACAUUUAUGUUCCAAAGGAUCGAAAUUUAAAAAAGAAAAAACUUAUUAAAAGCAAUGCAUUCGUUGCAUAAAAAAAGCAAAGCUAGCAAGGUUAAAACAUUAGAUGAGCGAAAGAGUAAAAAAAAAGCUCCCGCUAACACACAGGCAGUGCUUAACGAUAAAGCGAUAAAAUCUUACUUCAUAAUCAAAACCAGACAAAAUUAUACUUAGCAGGCGCGUCACAUAGACAGUGUGCAGUUGGGAAGGGAAAAAGGAAUUAGCAGUAAUAAGAAAGCUGUGGAUCCUAUUGUAAGAAAGUUUGCAAGUUUUCAUUUCACAAAAGCCAAGAAACUCGCUAUAUAAUGUAUGUGAAUGUAUAUGUACCCGUAUUUGCAAAGCGGAAAAGCGAUGCUGAAAUCCAUUUAAACAAGAACAAACCCGUGUCAAACAGUUGUGUAGUAUAUUAUGAUAACCGUGUAGGAAGCAGCAAAACAAUGGCCAACGGGUUGAAAGUAUUUAAUGUAGUGUGUAACGAAACGUGACGACGAACCAAUAAUAGCAGUGACCGCGUGUAGGGAGAAGCAACACACAAUCUGGAAUGGAACGUUACAAAAAUAGGAGCAAACGGCACUUAAUUUACGUGUAAAGAACGCUCUAGCAGAAGAGCAUAGAACGUAACGCGCGUACGCGGGGUUAAGGUAUUGUUUCAUUUUUAUGUGUUUUCUUUUCUUUCCCCCCAACAUAUUUGUUUCCAGAAUUUUAAUCAAUUCCCGUUGUACAUAUUUGUAGGAUCACGGUAGAUCAAAACACUCAUCGCAAUCAUUUUUAUUAUGUGAAAUUAGGUUCUAGCGUAUGGUUAAAUUAAAUGGGUAAACACAGGCGUGUGUUCCGGGACGCAAUAGAAUCGAGAAAGCGCAAAACAAAACCAAGAAUUGUUUGAACUGGUGUGAUAGGCCACACAUCACAUUUCACUGUGUACAACCGAUCGGACAUUACGGGUUGAAUUACGUGUUCGGAAUGCAACGACAAUGGGCCAUAUUAAUAAUUUGGUUCCUUUCCGCACAAUCAUUACUGUCCGCCCCCUCCUCCCUCAUCGAUACAGUUAAACACACACCGACAAACACACAUCUGAACAAAAGUUUAAAAAGUAAAAGAAUUUGCUAGUGAAUGGCACCGAGGACCACCACCAACCAACACACGGUUUUUUGCUGAUCCGUUUUAUUUUUGAUACAAACACUGCCUUUUUUUGAAGGCCUUGCCAGCGACAGACAAAAAUCAGUUUUUAAACACAGUUGCCCACGUUAAUAAAAUGCAAACCUCUCUCUCCCCGUUAGGAUGUUAGUUGAAGGUGGCAGGGUUUUAGAACAAAAAAAAAAAAGAUACAAUACAAUACUUAUACACAAACGCCCCCUUCAGACACA
Molecule: messenger RNA, 8702 nt
Organism: Anopheles funestus (African malaria mosquito)
Lineage: Eukaryota; Metazoa; Arthropoda; Insecta; Diptera; Culicidae
Gene: Ptp10D
Product: tyrosine-protein phosphatase 10D
Exons: 12
Coding region: 1622-6427 (1601 amino acids)
Biological process (GO): protein dephosphorylation
Molecular function (GO): protein tyrosine phosphatase activity; protein binding
Source: RefSeq, a predicted model, not a curated record